AAUAUCCUGACAGCAUCCUGGAAGCUGCAUCACAGUGAGUCGGACUUCUGAAUCAAGCAGCUCAUAACAGUGAAUGUAUGUGAGGAGCACUGCCUUAUUCCUGUAACAAGAGAACUAUUUUGUGACAAGUGAAGCUGGGAAUGUGCAAGGAGGAAUAUCCUGUGGCUGUUUUAAAAGAAGAAGGACUUCCCUGCAUGACUUGGUGAUGCACGAGAAAAUAACUUUCAGAAGAGUGCCGCUGCAUUGUUCCUGAGGAAGUCUGUGUUUUUAACCUAUGGCAUUUCUUCAAAAGGUGUGACAACAAAGGCUGACAAGCGACUCUCCGAAAUGCCUAUACUUUAAAAAAGACUUUUGACAAUGUUAACCUUGUAUCAGGACGACCUUGGAAGCCUGUUGGGUGGAUUCAUUCCUGCAUUAUUCCUUUCAUUAUUUCAGACUCUAGGAUUUAAACUCAUCUUGAUGUGUUAGAGGUAUUUUAAAACAAAAUCAUUUUACAACCUACCCAAUGGCCCCUAUGCUAAUUGAGUACUUGCUCAAAAUAGAAUGCAGAAAUAGAAGAGACAUUUUAAAAAACAUAUGGCUGCUACAUAACUGCAAAUAUAGCAAACAAGUUGAUCCUUAAGAAACAGCCUUUCUGAGGAGGACAAACAACCCACAGAAGCUUUUCUUCUCUUGGCAAUUGCUUUUUUUCUUUUUGCAGCUUUAAUUUUUUAUUGUGCAAGGUAAUAAAUCCAUUUUCCCUAGAAGUGCCUUGUGUCUGCAAAAAGUUGUUUGAGACCACCAGAGGAUGCUAAUGGUGACCUUUCCCCACCUCCGCUGUAGCUUAUUCUCCUCCCUCUCCCCUUAAAACUGAGGUGUGUCACUGCUCACUGAGGCUGAUGAAGAGACUUGAGUCCUUUCUGGGAUGCUCAGCUGUGACAGAAGCACUGCCACCGUCUCCCGAAGCUGAUUCUGAGACUCUCAGGUGCAGAGUUUAACAGAUGCUGGCAGGGCACCGGCUUGCUGUAGCCCAGGCUGCAGGUUCCCUCAAUUCCAAGCCAUGAACGAAUCCAGGUGGACUGAAUGGAGGAUCCUAAACCUGAGCAGUGGCCCUGUGAAUGUGUCUGAGCGUCACUCCUGCCCACUAGGAUUUGGCCACUACAGUGCAGUGGACAUCUGCGUCUUUGAGACCGUUGUUAUUGUCCUGCUGACAUUUCUGAUCAUUGCUGGGAAUUUAACAGUCAUCUUUGUCUUUCACUGUGCUCCACUCUUACACCAUUAUACCACCAGCUACUUCAUCCAGACGAUGGCAUAUGCUGAUCUUUUCGUUGGAGUUAGCUGCUUGGUUCCUACUCUCUCACUUCUCCACUACUCCACAGGUAUCCACGAGUCACUGACUUGCCAGGUUUUUGGAUAUAUUAUCUCUGUUCUCAAAAGUGUUUCUAUGGCAUGUCUUGCUUGCAUAAGUGUGGAUCGUUAUCUUGCAAUCACCAAGCCUCUCUCCUACAAUCAACUGGUCACCCCUUGUCGGCUGAGAAUUUGCAUUAUUUUAAUCUGGAUCUACUCCUGCCUAAUUUUCUUGCCUUCUUUCUUUGGCUGGGGGAAACCUGGUUACCACGGUGACAUUUUUGAAUGGUGUGCCACCUCUUGGCUCACCAGUGCCUAUUUUACAGGCUUUAUUGUUUGUUUACUUUAUGCUCCUGCUGCCUUUGUUGUCUGCUUCACUUACUUCCACAUUUUCAAAAUUUGCCGGCAGCACACCAAAGAGAUACAUGACCGGAGGGCCCGGUUCCCGAGCAAUGAGGUGGAUGCCUCUGGAGAGACUGGACACAGCCCCGACCGUCGCUAUGCCAUGGUCCUGUUUCGGAUAACCAGCGUAUUUUACAUGCUGUGGCUCCCCUAUAUUAUUUACUUUCUUUUGGAAAGCUCCCGGGUCUUAGACAAUCCAACACUGUCCUUCCUAACAACCUGGCUUGCUAUAAGUAAUAGUUUUUGUAACUGUGUAAUAUACAGCCUUUCCAACAGUGUUUUCCGGCUAGGCCUCCGAAGGCUUUCCGAGACAAUGUGCACGUCUUGUAUGUGUCUGAAGGAGCAGGACACAAGAGACCCCAAGCCCAGGAAACGGGCCAAUUCCUGCUCCAUUUGAAGAGAACUGCCCAGUAAAUCAAGUGUAAUGGAUAGUGGUUUGUGUUCAUAGUCUUGAUUCAUCUGGAAAUUUGCCACUAGAGAAAUAUUUACUUGAAUAGUAAUAUGAGAUGAAGGGACUAAAGGUUUCAUUUUUUUCUCUUUUUUCAUGGAGGAAAAAACUAAAGGAAAGGAUGUAUAGAGAGUAAUCUCAUGAGAUAAAUAUAGCAUGUGAGUGUCAAUGUGCAGUAGUGGGAAAAAUUAAGCACUGAGGAUGACAAAAGUAAGUCAGAUAUUCCACAGGAUGCGAGCCAAGCCCCUCGGUGUCUUUCUCUCUGAUUGAACUCUGUCCUCUGUCUUUGUCUCUGAUUCUUGUCUCUUUACUCUCAUUGUGUUUGUGGAAAUUACUUGCAUCAAUUUUCCUCUAUAGAAAAUUGCUACAUAUUAUAUAUGUGGCAAAGUAUAAUCUUUGGCAUCAAAGUGUACUUUUAAACACACUGAUCUGAAAUCCGUAAGUGGUCUCUCAUGGAUGUAUAGUAAGCAUUGUAUGUUAGUACCUGCCACACAACCCUUUUGCUUGUGUUUUUAUAAUCUCCACAGCACACAUUUUCUGCCAUGAGCAAAAAGAAACAGUAUUUUUCUUUCAUCAGGGUAAAAUGAUGCUCCCCUCCCCUGUAUUCCUGCUGUAUUUCCCUUUAUCUGCAUCCUUUGGUACCUUAAUUCAGAAGUGUCUUAGCUAAUGAAAGAAUCUACUACAUAGAGCAAUCAAAAUGUUAAAUAAUUUAUUCCUUCCAACAAAGCAAUCGAUAACCAGUAUGAGAUAUUAUGUUAAAUCUUUUUAAUGGUUUUUAGAAACAUUUUUUCUGAUUUCUUUUAAAUUCUUUCACAUUCCCAAAGUGGUGUCCCUUUUGCUAUAUAGUAAAGCUUUGUUUUCCUUUAAUACAAUCAACAAAUAAUUCUAAUGCAGAUGGUGAGUACUCACCCGGAAGUGAGGCAUUGCUCUUAAAGCUACUUGGUGUGUCUUUUUUUAUUUUUAAGACUAAAAUAUUGACCUUUUUGUGUUAGGUUUACAAAACUUACUGUUCUGUCCACCAAUCAUUUGUGUAAUAUGCGUUUGCACAUAGUAUAUUUUUUACAACAAAGAAAAUGUAAAUGACAUUAUGUGAUCUGUGCCUAAUGUUUUCUUAGCACAAUAUAUAGAUCAAUGUUGCUUAAGUCACCAACAUAGGGAAAAAAUAUACAAAAACUUAUUUUAGUGAAAAAAUACUUUUGUGUAGCUGUUAUUUAGAUAUUUAUAUUAGACCAAGCUGUAUUCUUAGUGCUGCUGAGAAUAUAAUAUACUUAAUUAUGAAGUACAGGUGACAGCUUUCAGUAUUUUCUUUUGUAAUGAUCUGUUUUCAUAUUCAGAGUUUAAAUUAGCUUAUUUUUUAGUGUGCUACAUGGAAUUGUGUAAUAAAUUGUCAGGGGUUUAGAUGUAGCAAAAUGGCAUUUGGGAAUUAGUAGUGAAGCAGGCCUGAGUGGUAAAACAUCUAAAUCUUACUUUUUUUUUUACCAUAAUUUUCCUGCCUGAUAGAUAUUUUAAAUUUUAUAUCAAACUACUACUGAGUAUUUUUCUUCUCAGCAUUUUUGAUUUGUUUGUUUUAUGAAAUGCAUUAAUGAAUGUGCCUAUGGAAGCCAACCAUGUUGCACACUGGUGGUUUGACUUCAUAGGCCCUUUAGUGGAAAUGUCAUCAUUCUAUUGAGGUUGUUCUGAAACCCUGUAUAUUUUUUAAAAUGUAAGAAAGGUUUAAAAUAAAUAAUAAAAUAGUAUUCUAUAUAUCAAAA
Myotis brandtii (Brandt's bat) is the source of this 3927-nucleotide messenger RNA. It is a transcript of the gene GPR52, whose product is annotated as G protein-coupled receptor 52. The record is from RefSeq and is a predicted model, not a curated record. Gene Ontology annotation, biological process: G protein-coupled receptor signaling pathway. Bases 1040 to 2125 code for a protein of 361 amino acids. Gene Ontology annotation, cellular component: membrane. Gene Ontology annotation, molecular function: G protein-coupled receptor activity. The transcript is spliced from 2 exons. Lineage: Eukaryota; Metazoa; Chordata; Mammalia; Chiroptera; Vespertilionidae.